Liolophura sinensis is the source of this 1110-nucleotide messenger RNA. Its product is annotated as ficolin-3-like. The coding region runs from base 1 to 1110 and encodes 369 amino acids. NCBI's taxonomy places the organism in Eukaryota, Metazoa, Mollusca, Polyplacophora, Chitonida, Chitonidae. The record is from RefSeq and is a predicted model, not a curated record. The transcript is spliced from 2 exons.
AUGUUGGAGAGACAGCUAAGGGAGAUUCGGCAACACUUGGCUUCUCUUGGUGGAUCUUCCCCUGCAUUGACAGUUCUGAAGCCCACCAAGUCCGACAAAAAUACACCAACUUUGAACCGCAUGAAGACAGAUAUUGACAAUAUUAAAGCCAGCCUUGGACAAGAGAAACUCAGGAGAACUCGAUUGGAAGAAAUGACGGAGAGGCUUGAACACGCGCUGGAAAAACAGGGUAGCGGUGUAGACGUAAAUGGACUGCAUAACACUACACAAUGGUUAAAAGACAGAAUCACUGCUCUUGAAGAAAAAUAUCUUGCUAUUACCAAUUCUAGUGAAGACAAUGCUGGGCCCAUCCUUGAAAACCGGGAAAUGGCGAACAUGAUUGGGGUUCAGUUUAACGGCGAACCACUGAACAGCAGAAGUCCUGAAGUUUUUCAUGCUCUAUACACGGAGGGGUAUCGGGAGAAUGGAGUCUACAGAGUUCUGCUGCCUGGUAAAAAACUUGGACUAGUGUGGUGUGAUUUUGAAUACAGUGAUGAUAGCAGUGGGAGGGGCUGGAUGGUCGUCCAACGGCGGAUCAAUGGAGAAUUGGAUUUUAACAAAACCUGGGAAGAAUACAGACAGGGGUUUGGGGACUUGUCCUCAGAAUUUUGGCUGGGCAAUGAAUACAUAUGGCCGUUGCUCAACUCGAGUAAGUUUAGCAUCUAUGUGAAGAUUUUUCUCGGCGGUAACCAGACAUCAAACUUCUCCCUUUCUGACAAUGCUAAUAAUUAUUUAUGCUCUGAAGCAGAAGAUUAUCAGUUAUAUUAUGACGACGUUACUUAUCGUCCUUUCGCCAGCAGCCAGUAUCCAUUGAGUGGUUCAACGUUUAUGACCUGGGACAGAAAACAAUUACGACCGGGUUGUCCUCCUUUGGACGGGGGCUGGUGGUACAGUGAAAGGGAGUGUCAUAGGCGCAAGACAAAUCCUAACAGCUCUUACAAGCUGAACAGAUCUCCGAAGGAUGGUGAGCUCUACCGUGGAUAUUUCAACGUUUUCACCCUGGACAAUUUUUGGCAGGAAAGAGUACUUAUACAACUGGUCAGAGGAUCUGAGGUUCUCAUUUAUGUUUGA